This is a messenger RNA of Mizuhopecten yessoensis (Yesso scallop), 3745 nucleotides long. RefSeq lists its product as uncharacterized. Lineage: Eukaryota; Metazoa; Mollusca; Bivalvia; Pectinida; Pectinidae. The coding region runs from base 838 to 2304 and encodes 488 amino acids. The record is from RefSeq and is a predicted model, not a curated record. The transcript is spliced from 2 exons.
CCGCGGUUCACCCACGUGGCCGCCGAAGCAUGACCAAUGGGCUGAGACAGACAUUAGUAAACAUGGUGGAUAGACGUUUAACUCGCGUGACAAGUAGUUUAAUAUAGCACGUUACUGCGUUGUCAUUCAUUUUCUCUAUAUGGGAGUGAUAUACACAUGUAUUACAAAUCUUCAACAUCAGAUGACUAUUCUUGACACACAAUUCCGAGACAUUAACUCAUAAGAUGGCGGAUUGUUCUGAGAGUGUUCCGUGGAUAUCACCAGGAUUGUUGACUGGAUUCGUUGACAUGUAGUUGUAUACCAGCUCAUGUAUCAUUACAUAACCCAAUCUGUCGAUUCAUUAUACCGUGUGACGGAGUUGUGAAUCCAAAGCUAGUAAUGGAAGAUCUAGCCGCAAGAUAUAAAUAUGUACUGAGGUGUAAAGUUAAUUUGGCUUGUUUGCUUAAUGUAUACACAGUGUGUGAUUAUACAUUGUGAACAAGUAAACUGACAGUAUCGCGUUCAUAUCUUGUAAAGAAAAGUGCAAUAUCGAUAGGUGUGUUCUUGAACGGUGCUCUGUGACAUCGACAAUCUCCAGUUAGCGAUGACAGCUACACUAUUGAAACACUAAUAAGUCACAUUUUAUAUGAGAGCACCGUGUGGAUUAUAAGGACCACAACUGGACAACAUCGCAAGAUGUUCUUGCUGCAGUUAUCCUCAGCUGAAACUAGCGUGAUAUCCAUAAAACACUGAUGUCAUAUUUCCAACAAGAAGGAACUAUAUUGUAUCAAAGGAAUAUAUCUUUAAAAAACACAAGACAACUAUGGACAAUUACUUUCACGAAAUAUAUUUAAAGCGAUGUUGAGGUGGAAAGUUAAUGUUGUGAAGAAGUCUCACGAUCGUGUGACCACAAAUUUCACAUGGAGUACCCAAUCAUUCACUUUACGUGGCAUCGAGGCAGCAUUUAAACUGCCCUGUGUGGUCAAGUGUUGUUACGAAUCCUGUCCAUUGGACUGGGAAGACUUUCACUUUGACCUCUCACAGCCAUUGUUGCUCCACAGCUUCCGAAGGGUCAAGAAACUUCGCGUCAGAUGUGUCAAGAAAAAUGCAAGUGGUCAGUCCGAAGCAUUUGGUCCAGUUCUGGUCAUUCCAGAAGAUUACGAUGGUUGGUUUUAUAUUAUGCAGUCUGAUUAUUCACGACCAAAGCUGCACAAGUCGGUAGCGUCUCUGACUGGGGGACCAGUUUCUAAGUUCUAUGUGGCCUCCAGUCUCAGCUACCUCGCACUUUAUGGAGAACCCGACGGCAAGCAACCUCAGACAAUAGACAGUCGGCACAUGGAAGCAGGCGAAGUACUGCAAGGAUCACAAACAGCUGGAACGGCAACUCUUAAAAAAACACUUAAGGUGAAUACGGAAAAUAUUACGGGAGGAAAGUUUCUCAUUUGCACCGAUGAAAAGGAUGACAAGAUGAUACUGCCCUUGUCCAAGAGUGGUAAAUUCUAUGAAAUAGCUGACAAUUCCGCGGGUUCAGAUGGUCUGAGGAAAAUAUCUGAUGUUAUAUCGAUGAAAGACCGAUUUCCUUUAAAAAUCCGACAUGUCAUCGGCGAGCUCCCCUCCUUAUCGGCCAGUUAUACAAACGUUUUACAGUGUUUGGAUGUGAUUGAAGAGGAAACGGUUUUGGCAUCAACGCUAGACAAAAUGACGAUGAUACCUAUGGAACUGCAGCUCGACUCCCCAUUUAAAUUCAAUAUGGGGUUGAAUGAGAAUCAGUUAAGAAAAUCAGACAAUUAUAGUGAAGCUUUGCAUAUGUGCGAAACGGAUGGGGAAGAUUACGUUCGAGGUAUCAAGAUCACCUUCACCAUUUCUCCCGCAAACUCUCUCAUGACUUCUACCUCUUCUAUCGAAACUGAAGGUAGUUUGGUGUCCCUGGCGAAACCCAAUGCUUCGUUGGAAAACGAAGGUAGCACCACAGUGUCACUUCGGAAGCAUCGUGCUUCAUCAGUGUCAAGUGAAAGGUUUGAGGAUUCUGAGCCAACACAGCUAGAACGCACAUCUUAUGCGGAAACAGAGUCAUCUCUUGAUGAUGUUCCGUCAUGUUACGAUACCGGAAGUGAGAUUGAAGAUGAAGAUGCUCAAUCGGAAUUCAUGUUCAAAUGGGAACCACCGGAAACUGUAAGACGUUCGUCAUCCAAGAAAAAAACCGUUGCAAAAAUGUCUGUCCCGCCAAAAGUGUUCAACAGUUCGAUAAAUACAGUUAACAGUCCGAACGCCUCUGUGGAGGAAAACAUCAAUGUAAUGUGGAAUGAAAAUCCGGAUGUUGUAUAGUUGACUUGCAUUCAGCAUAUAUUAAUGCUGACCAAUAUCAUAAAUAUAUUUGCUAUCCAAACAUACUAGCCGUAAGCAUUGUAGUGCGAGGGAUUCAUACUCAAUUUCCAUUGGCUUGGAAUUGUUGCUCAUUAUAGUUAUUAAUAUUAAACAUUAAUUACAUAAAGUAACAAAAUACUACACCCAUGGACCAAUAAAAUACCAGCUGAUACGUACUGAAAACUGUGCAGAAUGAACAACGACAACGUCACUAUACGAUGAAAAUGCCUUUACCCGGAAACGAAUUACACUUAAAAUGUCAUUUAUAAAUUUUGAGAGACUUCAUGUUUUAGUGAGAUGUUUUGUUAAUCAGGUUCUACCUAUCUAUCAUCAUAAUUACUGAUUAUCAGACCAUGAUACCAUUUUUGCGAUAGCAGGUCCUUCUUUACUGUAAUCUACAAUAUCAUAUAGUUAUUCGAAUUAAAACAAUUAUUUUGAGGUAUCGUAAAGGAACAGAAACCAUGAUUUGGGUUUAUUUUUGGGAAUUGUAGAGGGAUGGUACUGGUACUAGAUAAAAUUUCUGAUUUAUAACGGUGAUACAUUAAUCCGGGCAUUUCACAAGAAAUCUAAUUGCCAGGACAAAUGAGGUUCCACUGAACACGGGAAUUAAGUUAUCCGACUUAUGAAGUUCCAUUGUGAAGUCCUAAGGUUGAGAGAACAAAAAGGGUAUCUGCAUGUUGUUAUUAUCAGUGUCAACACAGCUAAAAUAUCACUAAAACAAUAUUUUGUUACUACUGUAGUAUCCUUAUUAUCAGCAAGGCAAUACAAAAUUAUAUGUGGUAAUACUUAGUUUAACAACAUAACUAUUUGCAAGUAACCAGGUACGAGUUUAUUCUUUAUAGAAUAUAUGGACGGUUGUGCUCAGACACUACGAUUUUGCAGGGUUGAUGUUUUUUAUUAUCAUGUUAUACCAGCAAUAAAAACACCUGUCUUAAAGACAUCCCCGAGAUUUUAACAUUUUUUUAAUGAUACCUUAUUUUUCUUAACGUUGCCUUGUGACCAAUGCGAUGAUUCAUAGUUCCAAACUGAUUAAAGUCCGACCACUGAUAUUACAAGAAAAGUGAUAAUUUUCGGUAAACUGUCAAAAACCACCUGUUGAUUGGCCAUUCAUUUUGACGAUACAAAAUGUAUGUAGCUAGAAUGGAACUUAUUAUCUUCAAACAUCCUUAAAAUUAUCAAGAAUGUAGUAAAGAUAUAAAUCAGAGGGGAUUGUUAACUCAUCUACUUAAGUAUGUUUUUAUGUCAAUUACAUAAGUAUGUGAGAAAUAACGUCCUAUGUACAAAUGAUGGACAAAAUAUCUAGCUUAAUUAACGCUAAGUAUCGAACAGUGCAAUAUCUAUACUUACCCCUGUAAUACUGAGCUUAAGUCUUUGUUGUAUAAAUGCAAUUAAUAUUACAGAU